CGACAGGAGAGGAGAGGAGCUCUACGCAAAACCUGCUCUGCCUCGUAGCCCUGUCCCUGCCAAUGGCAGCCUCUACGCCAGAGUGAGGAAGAGGAGUAGUGACAAAGGAGGUGAUAUGUUUCCCCAGGCAACCAGUGGCCCUAUCCCCAGUCACCUCGCCUUGUCAGCCAGUAGGGAUUCAGGCCUCUCUAUUGCCUCCCAGUGGACAGGGGUUAUUACUGCAGUGAGCCCCGGGAGAGGGCCCAGUGAGGACGAACGUACCCAGCAAAGGAGUCUUCUAUCUGGGGUUGGCCUGGAGAAGGCUCAGCCUCUGGAAGACAUGACAAAGCUCCCAGUCUCCAGUAAUAGAGAGGGGAAGUUGGACGGGGACAAGGAAGGCUUUGGGCAGCCUGUCAAUGAGGAGGCCUUGCUCAGCGAGAGGGAGACAGACAUCCUGGAUGAUGACGAGGUUAUCCCUGAGGCUAGCCCCGUCUUGGACAGGCAUAGCUCGGCUAGCAUUGGUUCAUUGUCCUCUGAGAGCCUGCCUGAAGCCCAGCAAUUGGUCCAGAGGGGAAGUGGAUACUCCACCCCCUCCACCUACACCACCCAAUCAUGGGUGCAGCAGCAGCAGACGGUCGACGCCCCAGAGGGGGAGGAGCAAACAGACAGGGGGUGGGACAGCCCUGUGGAUACACCUUCUCUGAUUGGUCCAGACACCCUGUCAGUUCCAGACAUGCCCAAUACGGGGACCAGCAGAAGAGAGGCGGUGCAGAGACGAGUGGAGGGAGUGGAGGGGGUUGAGAGGUCGCCUGUGCAGAUGGACAGCAACAAACAUUCCACACACACCACAUAUGCCACACACACCACACAUGUCCAACACAGUACACAUGCCACAUACACCACACACACCACACACACACCCUUACCCUCGGGGGAACCCUGUGGGGAGGAGGAGCUUGCCUCGUUAGCAACAGACAUGGAUGAGUCCAUCGAGCAGCUCAACCGGUUGAUCCUAGACCUGGACCCCACCUUCAUACCUGUCCCCACCCGACAUCCCGCCCUUCCCCUGUCCCGCUCCGCCUCCCUCCACACCAAUGGGAUAAGCCAAACGACAACCCACGCCAACGCCAGCCAAUCAGGCUGGAAGCACAGACAGGCCAGUGAUGUCACAGAUUACCCAGGGUUCCAUAGUCCGGGUUGGAGCGGAGUCCAGACGUUCCAGAACUCUCUGAUCUUCAGGCCCAACCUCCUUCCCUCCCAGCGUGGCCGUCUCUACAGGAUGGACAGUGUGGACUAUGAAGGACAGACUCCAGUGACGGAGAGCUGUGACAUAGUCCCACCCACACCAGCAUUUCCUGUUUCUCCUCCAACACCCUAUGUGAAUAGUUUUCCAGCUGUCUCUUACCUGAGGCAUAGCAAGGGACAGUGGGAGAUGAGCAGAACAUCACAAGAUUCCCGAAGUUUCCUGGACAGUAGUAUGAACCAAACUCCAGCCUCGUCGAAUGGAGAGCUUUUCUGCUCGGAACUGUCCUUCACUCCUGCCACCUGUCAGAGAAUGUUCGGAUCCAUGCACACUGUAUCGUCAAGGAGCACCCUCCCACACACAAACAGCCAAACCCCACCUCCGGUGUGGCUGGACAGGACUCCUAUGUCCCUGUCCUCCCCAUUCCUCCCCCCUUCCUCUUCCUCUCUUUCUCCCCUCAGCCUCCUCAAUGCGCACAAAUCUCCCCUGGGGGCCCAGAGGGACCAGAGCCGGGGUGAGACCCGGGGUGAGAGGAACCAGGGUGCCCAAAGCCAGGGGGAUUUAGUCUCUCUGCUGCUGGGGAAUGGACAUCUUGGUCUGGAGGAUAGCCUGUUGGAAGCUGUGGAGGGGCUGGGGGGCCUGGAUCUAGGCCUGGGGCUUGGAGAGGGUGGACUGACAGGACUGCCACCCGUGCUGCCUGAGAAGACGGUACCAGGGCUGGCUGGGUCCCGGUCCCCCUCUCUCAGUGGAUUAUCCAGCCCCCACAGUGGUAGUAGUCUCAGCAUCCCCUUCCCCUCAGCCAUGACCCCAGCCCCUUUCAGAGGACUCAGCCCUGGUGGUGGUGGAGCCCCUUUGUCUGGAUCAGACCCGUUUUCCAGUAAGCAGGACAAUGUGAAGUUUGUUCAGGACACUUCCAAAUUCUGGUACAAGCCUGACAUCUCCAGAGAUCAAGCCAUCGGUGUGCUGAAGGACAGAGAACCUGGAUCCUUCAUUGUCAGGGACAGUCACUCGUUCCGCGGAGCCUACGGAUUGGCUAUGAAGGUGGCCACACCCCCUCCCUCUGUCCUGACACAGAGCAAGAAAGGAAGUCUGACUGCGUUGGUCUGUCAACAUUCCAUUACCCCUUUGGCCCUGCCCUGUAAACUCAUCAUCCCCGAAAGAGAGACAAGUGAUCCAUCAACACAGUCAGUAACCAACUCUGCUGCUGAGCUACUCAAACAGGGAGCAGCUUGCAGUGUGUGGUUCUUGGGCUCAGUAGAGCUGGAGUCUUUGACAGGGUACCAGGCUGUGCAAAAGGCAGCCAGUCUGACUCUGGCCAUGGAUCCUCCUCCAACCUCCACUGUGGUUAAUUUCAAAGUCUCAACACAGGGCAUCACUCUCACCGACAAUCAGAGGAAGCUGUUCUUCAGGAGACACUACACCGUCAAUACCGUCAUUUUCUGUGCCCUUGACCCACAGGACCGCAAGUGGACAAGAGAUAGCUGCUCCUCUGCUAAGAUCUUUGGUUUUGUGGCGAGGAAGUCGAUGAGUGGGACGGAGAAUGUGUGUCACCUGUUUGCUGAACACGACCCCGAACAACCUGCCAGUGCCAUCGUCAACUUCGUCUCCAAGGUGAUGAUUGGAUCACUGAAGAAAUAAGACUUGGACACACACACAGACACACACCACACACACACACAUACACACACUCACACACACACAGCACCACACACAUACAGUUUGUCCUGCUGGUACAUACUGCACUUAAAUGCCGAUGUAGAGAAGACUAAUGUGUUGCAUUAUGGCAAACUACCAGCAGAGGGCAGCACAGUAGCAACAUCUUUACCCUGCCACCAGGGGUGUAGGGUGACAUUUCCCUUAGACGCUGGUCAGUUUUUGCAUUUCCCCCACUUAUGGUUAAGAUUAGGUGAGGGGAAAUCUGAACUGAUCAAAGAUCUGUUCCUAGAGGAAACUUGACCCUGAAGUGCAUCGAGGACUUAACCUUCUCAAGAAAACCAAUGCUUAUAUUAAUGAAGUCUGCUUAUCAGAUGAGGCUGAUUGGCAGAGAUCAUUGUAAUGGCUGGAAUGUACGGUAUCAAACACAUGGUUACAAUGGUCCCGCCUUCAUAUAUUGACACCCACCAGCCACCACUGAUAUUUAUGUAUAUGAUCUGGAUGUCAUUGUAAAGGGAGGGAAUCUGUCAUGUAUGUUAGUGUUUUUAGGACAUUUUUUCAACAACUUUAUUUGUUUAACUGUAAUCUAUAUGAUAUUACCCUAUAAUCACACGGCAUUACUAGUCUGGCUUUACCUGCCAUGCCGAGUAAAAGGCUUUCAACAAUGAAAAGGGUCACUUUCAAUCACUUCAGCCAAUCCUUUUUCUCAUAUCAUCAGUGAAACAUAGGAUACUCUACAAUCCAGUGCUUGACUUGGGCCGGAACACACCAAUAUAAACUGUACCGGCACCUAAAAUGAGUACCGACAUCCAAAAGGAUUUCAGUCAAGCACUGCUACAAUCGACUGGGUUUGUUUAGCAUCAACUUAAUAGUUAAGCCCCACCAUGGAGUAGCACCAUAUCAUAAAGUUUAAGAUUAAAGCUAGAGCACUGAUGUCUUAGACAAAUCAGACCACACUGAUCGGUUCAAAUUAGCGAGUAUAUGACAACAGAGUAUCGUCUGCUAUUUUUUUAUUCAUCUCCUGACAAUACUACAUGUUGAAUCGUCUCCGUUCGUCGACACCCAGCAGGCAUCUUCUGCGUACAGCACACGUUUGUUAUAUUAGACAAAAGCGUAUAUCUGGUGUCCCUUUCAACAGAUAUUAACAGAUUUUAAAAGAUGUGGUUUUAUACAUUGGCUGAAAUAUUUAUAAUGGAUGUGCGUAUGUUUUUAUAAAUACUUAUGUCUUUGAAAACAUAAUUGUCUGUAUAUUUAACAUUAUACAUUAUGUUUGAAAGAUGAAUAACUCUGAGGAGACAUGAAACAGUGCAACAUGUUGUUGUAAGGAGUACUAUGAUUACUGUCUUGUUCUUGUGAGGAAAUGUGGGUCCCAAAUGGCAUAUGUAGUGCACUGCAGUAGUGUACCUCUGGUCAAAUGUAGUGCACUAUAUUGGAAAUAAGCUCCCAUUCGGGAUGUACCCGAAGUCUCUUCCUUGUCGUAUUGUUGGAGAGUCGAUGGACUCAGGGAACUGUUUUCCAUACUCACAUGUUUCUGUGAUCCAUGUCUCCUACUUCUGUGUUUUCUUGAGUUUUCUAGCCCAAGAGCAUAACUUGAGUACUCUAUUGCACAUGAGGUUGGUGGCACCUUUUAAUUGGGGAGGACGGGCUACUGGUAAUGGCUGGAGUGGAAUUGUAUCAAAUACAUCAAACACAUGGUUUCCAUGUGUUUGAUGCCAUUCUGUUUACUUCAUUCCAGCCAUUACCGCAAGGCUGUCCUCCCCUCAGCAGCCCCCACUGCUCUAUUGUACGAAUUUGUAAAUUCAUGUUACUUCACUCACAUAUGGAAAAUAGAAAAACAAUAACUCAUAUAUUACAUUCCUACUUUUGUCAUUUAGGCUACAGCCACAUAGAUAUGUUGUGUCCAAAACUUCCGGAUUGAGCAAAUGCUUUUUCAUUAUCCGUUGAUGAUUGUCAGACAAAAACUGCACAAAGCGUCUUGUCUUUUUACAUAUGUAACUUGUCCUAAGAUAGUUUCAUUGAGUUAAACUUUUGAUGGACAAAAACAGAAAACUGAUGAAUGCAUAUACGGUUUCAUCUGCAUUCAUGCAUCUCUGUGUGGCCGCAGCCAUAUGAAAAUGUCAAUUUGAGUAUUUUUCCCAGUAGAUGGCACAGAUCAAUCACAAAAUAAACAAAUGUAGGAUGUC
Molecule: messenger RNA, 5058 nt
Organism: Salvelinus namaycush (lake trout)
Lineage: Eukaryota; Metazoa; Chordata; Actinopteri; Salmoniformes; Salmonidae
Product: tensin-3-like
Exons: 15
Coding region: 116-2860 (914 amino acids)
Molecular function (GO): protein binding
Source: RefSeq, a predicted model, not a curated record